Messenger RNA from Emiliania huxleyi CCMP1516, 1658 nucleotides. RefSeq lists its product as hypothetical. The transcript is spliced from 8 exons. Gene Ontology annotation, biological process: protein dephosphorylation. NCBI's taxonomy places the organism in Eukaryota, Haptophyta, Isochrysidales, Noelaerhabdaceae. Gene Ontology annotation, molecular function: protein serine/threonine phosphatase activity; cation binding. The annotation marks the transcript as partial. The record is from RefSeq and is a predicted model, not a curated record.
GCGGCUGCUCAACGACAUCGGCUGUGCAGCGGCGACUUUCGCGCUGUUUUUCCCAACUGCCAAAUGGACCUACAGUUCCAGUACGCUCUGCCGCCCAGCUGCGUCCGCGCCCAGUUCCCUCGUCGCCCAAGCUGCACGGAGCUGCGCCCGAUCGCCCCAGACCCGCAGCUAUCACUGUUCGCCUCCACCGCCAUGUUCCGCCAGGGAACCCGGGAGCUCGAGGGAGCAGGAGCAGCAGGCCGGCGAGGGCGCAGACAACUUUCGCGCGCGCCGCCUCUCCCUCGCAAAGGGGAAUGUGCCGGGCGGGUCGUCGUCCGACUCAAUCAGCAGCCCCGCGAACCCUGCGGCGCGGCGGCAGCGGCGCCUCUCGAUGAGUCCCGAGAUGGGCGCAAAGGCGGUGGCGGCCCCCUUUCCGCCCGAGGUGGUUGGCACCUACUCUUGCCACGGCGUCGAGCCCGGCCGCUCCGCCGGCGAGAUGAUGGCAAAGAUCAACCAGGACCGCGGCUGCGUCUGCUACCCAUUCGGUGUCGAAGGGGAGAAGACGUCGGCACUCUUCUGUGUGUUUGACGGGCACGGCGUGUGCGGCGACAAGGUGUCCCACUACGCGAUGCACGGCAUGCAGGCCAAGCUCGAGCAGCACCCCCUCCUCGCUUCCGACCCAAAGACCGCCCUCGAGCAAGUCUUUAUCGCCAUCGACACCGAGCUGCAGACGGACUCCUCCAUCGACGCGGAGCUGUCGGGCACGACUGCGGUGGUCGCGCUCGCGCGCUGGACGCAGGGCGGGCGGGGGAAGGUCUGGGUCGCGAACGUUGGCGACUCUCGCGCGGCAGCAGCUGUUCCCCCUUCGGGCGGCGCGUCGCCGAGGACGGCGUCUCUACACGGCGCCUCGAGUGUGAUGGCCGUCCAAAAGGGCGGCAAGCUGAAGGCGGUCGCGCUGUCCGAAGACCAGAAGCCGGACACGCCCGCCGAGCAGAAGCGGAUCGAAAAGGCGGGCGGCUUCGUCUCGCCGCCAGAGGAGGAGCGGACACAGCGGAGGCCGCGGCGAGAGCGCGCGCGCUCCAUCGGGGACCACCUCGUCGGCGGCAAGGGUGUGAUUGCCAAGCCCGAGGUGAAGGAGGUUGGGCGGCGGCGGCGGGCGGCGGCGGCGGGCGGCGGCGGCGGCGGCGCCGCGCCGCGAGGAGGACUCGCGCCCCACAGCUCGGCGAGGGCUCCUGGGGCUGGACAACCAGCGGGCGGAGGUGUGGGGGGGGGGGGGGGAAAGGGGGGCCCACGCCCCCGGGGCUGCCCUCGGGUCGGAGACUUCGUUUCCUCCGUGGCGAGUCCGAGCCGGUCCGCAGUCCGCACUGCUGCUACGUGCUCGGCUGGCCGGACCGGCAGCGGUUGGGGCGGGCGCGGUGUGUGCGCCUCUGCUGGCGUGGCAACGUGCCAGCCCGCGGGCCGCGGCUGCAGGCCGCCGCACAGGCUUGCUGGCGCGGGUGUGCGGACGAUCCUUCGUGUUUCGUGUGGCUUCAGUGAUUUGUCGCGCCUCGCUGGUCUCCUGCGUUCAGUCUCCUGCGCCCAGUCUGACUCGGCAGUCUCCUGCGCUCGGUCGAGCGCGUGUCUCGUCUCGUUCGCGGCUUGUACAGGAUACGCCGCACAUUCGGCCGUUUGGGCAUUGC